AUCUAACAUUAGAGGCGCGUGUGCGCAUGCGGAGGUCAGGGUUGACAGUCCGUCUCCACACAGUCGUGGAAGGAGUGUGGCGGCUAAGCUAACUGCAACCAUCGUAACUAGCUACAUGUGGAGGGUAAAACGGGAGGCAUCCCCGACCCCAACUCUUUCCAGUUUCUCACCUUUUACCCGAAACAACUUCAGAGUUCAUACUCUUCGAAAAUAAGGGAUAUCAUCUCUUUAAAAUGAAAGGUAGCCGGAUCGAGCUGGGGGACGUUACGCCCCACAACAUUAAGCAGCUGAAACGCCUCAACCAGGUCAUCUUCCCCGUCAGCUACAACGACAAGUUUUACAAAGAUGUGCUGGAAGUUGGAGAGCUUGCAAAGCUAGCGUACUUCAAUGACAUUGCAGUGGGUGCUGUGUGCUGCAGAGUGGACCACUCUCAGAACCAGAAGAGACUGUACAUCAUGACACUUGGCUGUCUAGCACCCUACCGUAGACUUGGAAUUGGUACAAAGAUGCUUAAUCAUGUGCUAAACAUCUGCGAGAAGGAUGGAACUUUUGAUAAUAUUUACCUUCAUGUGCAGAUCAGCAAUGAGUCGGCCAUUGACUUUUACCAGAAGUUUGGCUUUGAGAUUAUUGAGACAAAGAAGAAUUACUACAAGAGGAUAGAGCCUGCAGAUGCCCAUGUGUUGCAAAAGAGCCUGCGCAGUCCUUGUGCACUGCCCAGUGGAGAGCUUCAGAAGUCAGAGUAGGGGCACAGCGUUCGGAAAAGGCACUAAUGUGGCCACCUCCACAGAAACAGAACUGUGACAAAUGCCCCAGGAUUCAACACUUUCUUCAAAGGACGCUAAAAAGAGAAAACAAAUUUCAAGCAUAAAAGUUGCUGCAUUUAUUUCACAAGAGGGUCCCCUGUUGUUGUUGUUUUUUUCUUUUUUUUUCAAAUUCUCUUCAUACUGUUAAUUGACAAUGACAAAAAGCUAAGCAUCCUAUAGUGCUCCUGUUGACAAAGUUACCAACUUCUGACAGUUGACAUGGUGGAGGGGGAAAGAGUUGGUGUUUUCAAAUCACAUUGUUGUUUUUUGUUUUGUUUUGUUUUUUAAAUGCGGUUAUUAAAGCUGGAGGGGACAUAUCUAUGCUGUUGAUCAAAGGAAAUCAGUUGGUUUGGAAAAGUAAAGGGAAAAAGUGCUUGAAAGACCAUCCCCCGACACAAAUGCAGUCCCAGGUGGUCAGCUUGGAGUGAUACUUGAGAUAUGUGGAACAGACAAAGCUCUAUUCCUGCACCACCUGAAUCUUUGGACUCAUGAGAAAUGAGUCUGACCGGUUUGUUGUGUCCGGAGGGGCAGAAAUGCGUCCCCUCAGUACAGGAGAAAGGGGAAAAGCUUGACGGUUUUGUGGCAGUGGGAAUAUGCGUUCAGUACUUUUAAUUUUUAAAUAUUUCCAGGCUGUUAUUUAAAUCCCCCUUCAACUAGUCUGUUAUUUUUAUUUUCCACACUGAAAUGGCAAAUGGUUCAGAGGUUCUCCUGGGUUUAUCACAAAGAGUGAAAAUAUAAAGGAACGAGAGAACCAAACAAAUGUAUUGAAUGUGUUAUGAAUAACAUCAGAUCGAUUUGGAUUUGGGCAUUAUUUUCAGUAGUAUGGUGGAGGUGUUUGUGGAUGCUUGUUUCUAAAUAUAUACAAGUGUUUUGAGACAUACCUUAAACACCUUUGGCACCUUAUGUAGCCAUCUUAUGACCUUGGUCUUCUCAAACUUCCUGCCACAGUGAGCUUCAGUGAUUACACACACUUUCAGCUGAAAGUUUUGGAGUUUUGCUAUGAUCUCUUAACAGUGUAUUACCCAGAGGAAGCUCUGACACCUCUGCAUGCAAGGAGAGUUGUGUCCUCUCCACUGUAGUAUACGCAUGUUUUCAUUUCUUUGGAGAAUUUUAUCUUUUCUGGAGCUCUAUAUUGUAAGACUUUUUAACGUCUAAAUGAAUAAAUUACUAUUUGCAGUAAAA
Molecule: messenger RNA, 1985 nt
Organism: Maylandia zebra (zebra mbuna)
Lineage: Eukaryota; Metazoa; Chordata; Actinopteri; Cichliformes; Cichlidae
Gene: naa50
Product: N-alpha-acetyltransferase 50, NatE catalytic subunit
Biological process (GO): mitotic sister chromatid cohesion
Cellular component (GO): NatA complex
Molecular function (GO): acyltransferase activity, transferring groups other than amino-acyl groups
Source: RefSeq, a predicted model, not a curated record